CGGAAUCCACGCUCGCCUGCCCUGCGCCUCCUCCCCUUUCUCUGUCCCUGCCCCCUUCUUCGUCUCCUUGCCCUUUCCCAAAACCCUAACCCUCACCACCACUUCUCUCUUCGAUCCCCUCUACCUAGGCGAGAGCGCGGCUCCGGCGAUGCCGCGGCGGCGCUUACCCUCCGGCGAUCCGCCGGUGCCGGACGAUCUCCGGUGCCGCAGGGCCGACGGCCGCCAAUGGCGGUGCCCAGAGCGCGCCCUCCCCGGGAUCUCCUUCUGCGAGCACCACCACCGUCUCUCCCUCCACGUUCAGUCCAAGCGCAAGCCCCCGAAGCCCCGCCGCGCUCCCCGUCGCGCUCCGCCGCCGCCUCCACCGCCGCCUCCGCCAGAUCCACCGGAGCCUGAGGUUCCCGACGACCAACUCCGCUGCCGGAGGACCGACGGCCGGCGGUGGCGCUGCUCGGCGCGCGCCCUCCCUGGCCUCAGCUUCUGUGAGCACCACGACCGCCGGAUCCGCCGGAACUCCGCUCAGCCGCCGCCGUCGCCGGAGCACGCGCCGCUCGAUCCGGCGCCAAGGAAGCGGCGGAGGAGGAGCGAGGAGCAUCCUGCGGCGGAGGAGGCGGCGACGCAGCGGCAUGAGGAGAGGAAGGAGGGGAAGAAGAGGCGGAUGACGUCCGAGGCGGCGGAGGAGGCGGCGACGCCGGAGGCGAAGGUGACGCGGGACCUCCCGAACGGCGUGAUGGUCAUCUCGUCGACGAGUCCGGUCCACGAUCGUAAGCUAGGGUUUGAGCCGGGGUUGCUCGUGAAGAGGCCCAUCCGGUCCAAGAAUGUCGAGCCGGUCCCCGUGGCAACAGUGAAAAUUUUUCCUGGUGGCAAAAGAUUGAAGAAGGACCGCAUAAGGACUUGCCACAGGUGCGGGAAGAGUAAGAUGGCGCGCAUUUUUCGGUGUAAGAGUUGCCGGAAGGAGUUCUUCUGCUCGAGCUGCAUUAAGAAAUGGUACUCUGGAAUGUCUAAAAUGGAAAUAAAAUUGUCUUGUCCUGUUUGUCGCGGCUCUUGCAACUGUGAAAAGUGCAUGCUGCGUGGAGAAAAGGACGAUGUAUGUAAGGAUGUAGAAGACAGUCAAGCGACUAAUAUUAAAAUCAAGUAUGCCGAUUACCUUUUCUCUCAUCUGCUUCCUGUCCUAGGAAAGAUCAAAAAGGAACAUAUUGAUGAACUGGAGAUAGAAGCAAGUAGACAAGGAACAAAAUUGACUGCCGUUCGCCUUCAAGUGGUGGAAAAUGGCCGUGAUGAGAUAGUUAACUGCAAUCUCUGCAAGAUGCCGAUUCUGGAUUUUCUGAGAAGCUGCUCGAAGUGUUCCUAUAAGCUUUGCUUAAGCUGUUGCCAAAAGAUACGCGGAGAAAAGCUACCUGACAAGGGUGGUGCAGACUUCAAUAAAGACUAUACUAAGAAAAGUGCGUAUAAUAAACAUGUUUCCUUCUUGUAUAAUGAAACAGAGCAGAAUCUUUCCUCCUCAGCGCUUCGUCAUGAGAUUAAUUCGACCUUACCUACUUCACCAACGUUACCUGAAUGGGAUUCUAAGGAUGAAGGGGAUGAGAGAAUUUUCUGCCCGUUCAAAGAAUUUGGUGGUUGCGGUGAAUGUCCUUUAAGUUUGAUAUAUUUGUUUCCGACUGGUUGGCGCGAAGAUCUGAGUGUUGGUGCAGAGAAAAUGGCUUCUAGCUAUAAUCAUCGUGAAAGGAAAGAUCUUUCGUGUCAUUGUUCCUCUCAGAGUGAUAAUAAUGACAAAUUAGGGCGAUAUACCGUUAGUCCUGAAGCAGUAGCUAGAUAAGAUUCAGUAAUGGAGAGCUGAAGGAAUUUAGAAAACAUUGAAAUAAAAGCUGCAUGUGAUGGUUCAUUGUGUUGGGCCAAGCACAUCUAAACGCAUUUGGUUGGCAGGGUCAUUGCAAAAGCAGUGAAGCUUUCUUCUGCCUGGGUCGGGAGAGAGGAGGUGAAACUGGUCUGGCAAAUAUGCGGGAAAUAGCUGCGAGAAAAUAUAGGUCUUUGUAAAUAUAUGUAAAUUUUUCAUGGAUAGACUCGAUUUGCUGUUUGUGUCUUAUUUGAAUUUGCUGCAUAUGCAUGUAUGCUAAUUUGGUGAAUUUUAUGUUAUGUUCCUCUGUCGUUGGAUUCUGUUUUCAAAUUAUUUCGUAGCUUCUUUUCGGUAAGUCA
This is a messenger RNA of Ananas comosus (pineapple), 2190 nucleotides long. RefSeq lists its product as uncharacterized. Gene Ontology annotation, cellular component: chromatin; histone deacetylase complex. The record is from RefSeq and is a predicted model, not a curated record. NCBI's taxonomy places the organism in Eukaryota, Viridiplantae, Streptophyta, Magnoliopsida, Poales, Bromeliaceae. Gene Ontology annotation, molecular function: transcription coregulator activity; chromatin DNA binding; histone H3K9 demethylase activity. The coding region runs from base 149 to 1813 and encodes 554 amino acids. Gene Ontology annotation, biological process: regulation of transcription by RNA polymerase II. The transcript is spliced from 7 exons.